AUGACCGGCACACCCGGCGCCGCUGCCUCCCGGGAUGGCGAGGCCCACGAGCGCUCCCCUCCCUGCAGUCCAAGCUACGAUCUCACGGGCAAGGUGAUGCUUCUGGGAGACUCUGGUGUCGGCAAAACCUGUUUCCUGAUCCAAUUCAAAGAUGGGGCCUUCCUGUCCGGGACCUUCAUAGCCACGGUCGGCAUAGACUUCAGGAACAAGGUGGUGACCGUGGAUGGCACCAGGGUGAAGCUGCAGAUCUGGGAUACCGCAGGCCAAGAGCGCUUCCGCAGCGUUACGCACGCCUACUACCGAGAUGCGCAGGCCUUGCUGCUGCUGUAUGACAUCACCAAUAAGUCCUCCUUCGACAACAUCAGGGCCUGGCUCACAGAAAUUCACGAGUAUGCCCAGAGGGAUGUGGUAAUCAUGCUGCUAGGCAACAAGGCAGAUGUGAGCAAUGAAAGGAUGAUACGCAUGGAGGAUGGAGAGACAUUGGCCAGGGAGUACGGGGUUCCCUUCAUGGAAACCAGUGCCAAGACAGGCAUGAACGUGGAGUUAGCCUUUCUAGCCAUUGCCAAAGAGCUGAAAUACCGCGCAGGGCGGCAGGCCAAUGAACCCAGCUUCCAGAUCCGAGACUACGUGGAGUCCCAGAGGCAGCGCCCCAGCUGCUGCUCCUUCCUGUGACUCCCAAGGGGCUGAGCAGAGGCCCUCAGGGAUGCAGCUGUCUCCCCUCCACUGGCUUAUGCUGAGCAGUCUAGCCAAUGGGGAGAGAGCUGAGGCUCUAGUGCACAGUCCCUACCCCACUGCCUGUACUGUCUUACAUCCUAGGAGCGGGUAAAAUACUUCACAUUUUUUAUCAGAAUGACACAUAAUAC
Molecule: messenger RNA, 863 nt
Organism: Dipodomys ordii (Ord's kangaroo rat)
Lineage: Eukaryota; Metazoa; Chordata; Mammalia; Rodentia; Heteromyidae
Gene: Rab37
Product: RAB37, member RAS oncogene family
Exons: 9
Coding region: 1-672 (223 amino acids)
Biological process (GO): protein secretion; regulation of exocytosis
Cellular component (GO): Golgi apparatus; endosome
Molecular function (GO): GTPase activity; GTP binding
Source: RefSeq, a predicted model, not a curated record